AUGAGAAAGUCCUUUAAUCCGUUUGAUGAAGAUGAGCCCGGGGGGUUUUCUUCUUCCUCUAAACCACCAAGUUGGCCCUACGCAGGAACCACAUCAUCUGGACAAAGCGAAGUGCAAUGUCAAAUUUCAGAUAGUCAGUCAAGAACAAAAGCUAGCCAACAACGUGCAUUGUCCAGUAUAUAUAAUUCAGAACAAAUUGGUGUUGCAGCAGCCCAAGAACUUAUUGAACAAGGAGAAAAAUUAAAUCGUGCUGAGCAGAAGCUUGAAGAAAUUAGUGAAUUGCAAAAAGAUAGUCAAAAGAAAAUUAAUACUUUAUCUAGUGUUUUCGGUGGAUUUAAAAACAUUUUUUCUCGAAGACAAUCACAACCUGUUCCUCAAAGCUCCUCGGUGGUGGACAAGACGUUGAAUAAUAGAAAUCAAAGUAAUCUGAGACAAUCAAUUCAGUGUGAAAAUUCAUGGGGCAAUCAGUACACAAGUACAUUGCAACAAAAAAUGAUUGAACCCAACAACACCUCGCAAUCUGCAGAUGUUGAGUUUGAGAACAAUUUAGCUCUAAUGGGCGAUGGCAUGUCUCGAUUAAAAAGUUUAGCUCAAGGUAUGCAUAAUGAAUUAAGAAGUCAAAAUGACCAACUUGAUCGAAUGGCGCCGCAAAUUCAUCGAGUCACUGAUACUAUGUCAAAUCAAAAUCGUCAAAUGAACAAACUUCUAGGAAUCCGACCAAAAUAA
This is a messenger RNA of Schistosoma mattheei, 726 nucleotides long. The record is from the annotation of a GenBank genome assembly. NCBI's taxonomy places the organism in Eukaryota, Metazoa, Platyhelminthes, Trematoda, Strigeidida, Schistosomatidae.